AUGAGCUGUCCGAAAUUCUUCGUCGUGGCACGCGUCGUUGGGAGGGAUGGGGCGCUUCCGUUGGUACAACGUCUCGUCCACCUGUGCAACGUCUCCGCAACAGAAACCCUAGGCGACACAUACUACUGGGGCCAGGAUCUCGACGGCGAACCGGACACGCUCUGGGGUCUGGAAGGUUACACCCACCCCGUGGGGUUCUUCCUCGGCCACGUGUCGACCGACAUCUUCAAGCGAGAGAUGGCCCUGGUGGACGCCGACCAACUGCUCCGACACGAGCAAGGCCUCGCCAGUCGCGACUACGACCUCCAUCAUUACGACUGGGCGGGCGGCUGGCUCAAGCGGGGGGACGACCCGGAUCGAGACUCCAAGACAAGCCAUGUCGUCGUCUACCAUUUCUGGGCGGUCGACAAGGACUGUCGCGCAGAGCUCAUGACGGCGCUGGGUAACUUCGCUACGGAAACGAAGGACUCGCAAGGUCCCAGUGGGACGUUGCAGAGCUGCGCCGUCCUCAAGGAAUGCAGAGACGAAACAAUGACGACGUUGUGGUUACGGACGAAAACUGCCGAGGAUUUCAAUCUACUUCAUUCAUCCGAGAGAUUUCAAGCCCUUCUCGCCAGUGUCAAACCCAUCGUGGCGAGGACAGAGAUUCACCAGUCAAAAGCAUUUAACGGCCAUCUGGAUCUGAAGCCUGCCCCCUCCUGA
This is a messenger RNA of Rasamsonia emersonii CBS 393.64, 702 nucleotides long. RefSeq lists its product as uncharacterized. The record is from RefSeq and is a predicted model, not a curated record. The transcript is spliced from 3 exons. Lineage: Eukaryota; Fungi; Ascomycota; Eurotiomycetes; Eurotiales; Trichocomaceae. The coding region runs from base 1 to 702 and encodes 233 amino acids.